Messenger RNA from Fraxinus pennsylvanica, 2586 nucleotides. The record is from the annotation of a GenBank genome assembly. NCBI's taxonomy places the organism in Eukaryota, Viridiplantae, Streptophyta, Magnoliopsida, Lamiales, Oleaceae.
AUGGAUGCUGCGAUUAGUGCUCCGGUUCAAGUUACACUGCAGAAAUUGCUUGAUCUCGCCACUCCAGACUUGAGUCUGGUGUGGGAUUUCAAGAAAGACUUAAGAAAGUUAGACGGAUCGUUGAAAAUGAUGGAUCGUGUCUUACAAGAUGCUGAGAAACGAGAAGUUACCGAGGAGGCUGUCAAACUCUGGCUCAAGAACCUUCGGGAUGUUACUUACGAUGCUGAUCAUGUCUUGGAUGAGAUCAACUAUGAAAAUAUGCGUCAUAUGAUAACUAGACCUGUCAAUGAAGUUCUUUCAGUCCUUCCGAUAGUUGGAAUGGGAGGGCUUGGCAAGACAACCUUAGCUCGGUCGGUCUUUAAUCACCAGCACACACACAGUCAUUUCGCCCUUAGGAUUUGGGUAUGCGUUUCUGAAAAUUUUGAUGUGAUGACGCUUUUUAAAAGGAUUUUGGAGUCCUUAGGAAAAAGUUUUCAAGGAGCCAGCAGGCAAGCUGUUGUGGAUAGGCUUCGAGAAAAAUUGGAAGGCAAAAGAUACUUGCUUGUUCUUGAUGAUUUGUGGAAUGAAAAUAGAGAAGCUUGGGAGGAUUUCAAAAAUACUAUGGCUGGAAUUAACCCCAACAGUGGAAAUGUCAUCAUGGUGACUACACGUCAGCAAAGUGUGGCAUCAAUCGUGAGAUCUUACAGAGAUCCAUACAGCUUGAAAGUAUUAACAAAUGAUGAAUGUUGGUCUAUAAUCAGAGCAAGGACCUUUGGAGAUGCAGAAGUACCAGAACGAUUUGAGAAAGUUGGAAAGGAGAUUGCUCGAAAAUGUAGAGGUCUGCCAUUAGCAGCAAACAUGGUCGGCGGAACUUUGCAAGGAAAGGAAGUAGAUGAGUGGGAUUCUGUUCUAGAGAUCGGGCUUUCAAAUCUUGAAGCAAAUCCGAACAGUAUAGAGCAAAUGCCGCCUAAAAUCGGAAUAUUGUCUCGUCUUCAAACAUUACCCUUUUUUAGAGUGGGUGACAAGGAAGGCUGCCGAAUCGAAGAGCUAGGGUUUCUGAAGAAUCUUACAGGCAAACUGGAUAUAUACGAUCUUGAACUAGUGAAUGGCAUAGAAGAAGCUAAGAAGGCGGAUCUGUUUGGAAAGCCAAAGAUAUAUAAGUUACAUUUAAUUUGGGGAACAUACACUUAUGAGAAUGUCUCAGAAUGCAACAACAACGAUGAAAGUGUCCUCGAAGGCCUCCAACCUCACCAGCAUUUGAAGAGCCUAACAAUUGAAGGGUUCAGAGGGGUCAGAGGUUCAAACUUCGCAUCAUGGACUAUGAGAAUGGAGGUAUUCCUUGAUGGCAGUGGUUGGUUGAAACUUGAUAAAUUGAUCGAGAUCAAUUUCAAAAAUUGCAAAAAUUGUGAAGAAAUUCCCAUGUUUGGCCACCUGCCACUCCUCAAAUAUCUUACCUUACACAAUUUGACUAGCGUAAGAUCCAUAGGUCCUUCAUUCUAUGGUGGCCAAGAGACAAGAGUAAUGUUCCCAGCACUUGAAAGACUCAUUCUAAAGAACAUGCCAAACCUAACAGAGUGGGCGGAAGCUGAGUUGAAGCCACUGGCGGAAACACGAACAUGCAGAGAGCAGGUAUUUCCUCGCCUUAAAGUUUUGGAGAUUGAAUAUUGCCACAAAUUGAAUACUUCUCCAAGUCAUUUUCCGUGCUUGAAAGAAUUGAAGAUUGUUAGUAUGGAUAGUGAUUUUCCAUUGACAAAGAUUUUGAGUAGCAGUAACCUAACUUCUUUGGAAAAGCUCUCGAUCAGGAAUAUAUCAACGCUCACUUGUCUUCCCCACUUGAAAGGAUGCCAGAAAUAUCUUCGAGAGUUGAUUAUUGAAGGUUGUGACAAAUUGAGAGAAUUACCUGAUUAUCUACAUAGCUUCUGGUCUCUUAAGUCUUUGAGAAUAAUUGAAUGUCUAAGUCUGCAAUCAAUUUCAUAUCAAAGUGGACAAAAAGGCCCCCCUUCUCUUCGACGUUUGGAAAUUAGGGAUUGCUCUGAGCUGAGCUGCCUACCAAGUGAAAUGAUUGAGUCCAUCAAGUGUCUAGAGGAACUAUACGUGACUGGAUGCGAGAAACUCAUUUCUUUUCCAAUAGAUUUGGGGGAAUUGCCCAAGGGAAUUGGCCUUCUUAGCAACUUAACGGACUUGGCUAUUGGUGGAUUCUCAGAAUCAAUUGAUUUCAACUCAUUCCAAGCUGCUCUCAACGGCAUCCAACAAUCCAAAUCUCUCAGGCAUUUGACUUUAUAUGGUUGGGAACAAUGGGACUCAUUGCCAUAUCAGCUUCAGUAUCUCACAUCGCUCUCAAGAUUAAAAUUAGUAGGUUUUGGAAUUGAAGCAUUGCCAGAGUGGUUUGGGGGUCUGUCGUCUCUGAAAAAAUUAAAUCUGAUUUUCUUAAAAAAGCUUAGACAUAUGCCCUCUAAGGAAGCGAUGCAACGCCUCACCAAUCUAGAAUAUUUACAGGUUUAUGACUGUCCAUUGUUGGAGGAGAGGUGCAGGGAAGAAAGACGCCCUGAUUCUGAGUGGUCAAAGAUUUCACAUAUUCCUUUCAUAUCUAGUGGGCUACAUGUUUAA